CUGGAACUUCAAUUGGCAGAAUAGGUUAACCAUGACCACUUCGACAGACCUCGGUCCAGCCGGAUCUUUCAUUCUCUAUUUCCUCAAAUCCUUAACCGUUUUUCGGUUCGCAAAAACCACUCCCAUAGACCUCACAGGGCAAACAGCCAUCAUCACCGGCGGAUACUCUGGCAUCGGAUACAAAUGCGCAGAAAUCCUCCUGGCCAACAAACUGUCCCACCUGGUAAUCACGGUCCGCAACGAAAAAAAGGGAAACGAGGCCGCCGCCAAGCUACGCAGUCUCCAUCCAGGGGCAAUAAUCGAAGUAUGGCCCCUCGACAUGCUCUCCUACGAUUCUAUUCAAGCAUUCAUCAAGCGGUGCAACGACGACCUACCCAGAAUAGACUUUAUCAUUCUCAAUGCCGGCAUGGUAAGCGGCGAGUUCUCCAUUAAUGAGAGCACCGGCCACGAAGUUUGCUUCCAGGUGAACUACCUCUCAACAGCCCUCUUAACAAUCCUCCUCCUCCCAAUCCUGAAAGCAAAGCGGAACCCGAAACAGGACAAACCAAGCCGCAUAACAAUAGUCGGCUCAGGAUUAGCCCUGUCAGCCAACUUCCCUGAACGCAACUCGCAGGGCGUGGUUGCGGCAUUUGAUAGUCGCGAAUACUUCGACCCCGUGGACCGAUACAGCACGACUAAGCUCCUUUUGCUUAUAUUCCUCUCGAAGAUCGCCCCGUAUGUCGAUCCCAGUGACGUGGUUAUCAAUAUCGCUGACCCCGGAUUCGUUGCAACGCCCGGUCUCGACCGUAAUGUUUCGCCCCUGCUGCGGUAUAUCAACGGGCUGAGUCGGAAGCUCGUUGCGAGGAGUAUUUAUUCUGGGGGAUGGGCGUAUGUUGAUGCAGCAGUUGUAAAGCUAGAUACUACUCAUGGAAGCUGGAUUUCGAAUUGGGAUGUCUAUGCGUUCCCUAAGAGCAUGUAUUCGCCUGACGGAAAGAGGGCUGGAGAUAAGCUGUGGGAAGAGACACUGGAGGACUUGAACUGGGCUGGCGUACGUGGUAUCCUGUCUGCUAUGGGGAAAGGGAAUGCAUGAGUUAAUUGGAUACUUGUUAAUACAUUUACGAUGGGGCAUAUAUUAGUAUGGAUGACUGACCCUUAGUCCUGUUAAUAACUCUAUGUC
Molecule: messenger RNA, 1156 nt
Organism: Aspergillus versicolor CBS 583.65
Lineage: Eukaryota; Fungi; Ascomycota; Eurotiomycetes; Eurotiales; Aspergillaceae
Exons: 2
Coding region: 32-1069 (345 amino acids)
Source: RefSeq, a predicted model, not a curated record